GGGAAGGUAUUAAUCUCUUCAAUUUCUCAAUUUUUACCGUUGAAUCAGAAUCAGUCACAUAUAUAGUUGUAUAAAUAGAAUGAGGUAAAUUAAUUCUUCUCACCAAUUUACUCUUUGAUUAUUGUCCUUCUUGUUCUUGAGCAAAAAAAUUCACACUGUAAUUUACAGAUUGUCUUCGUUUGGGUUCGUAGCGGCGAAGAUUGUUGUUGUACCCUCGUUGUCUAUUUGUCUUCUGGAAUCUGGAUUGUAAUUGACUAUCAAGUUUGGGGCUACCUAUUACAAACUCUCAAGCUCCAAUUUCUCCAGCCUCCAGGUGCUAUUAUUCUAUCAUUUUACUUUGAGUGUUAUUGUGUGAAACAUGGGGUUACCUAGAAAACAAGCAUGUGGAAAUGAGAAAAAGAAAAAAAGAAAAAGAAUAGAAGAACUCACUAAAUCACAGAAGGGUGAUAUGGAUAAGUUUAUUCUUAAGAAUACAACUUCUAAAGAAAAAGCUGGAACUUCAAAUGCGAACAAUGUUGAUGCGCUUCUUGAGAUUGAAGAUUCUAGUGAAAAGAGAAAUGACUUGAAUGAGAGUGAACAUAUUCUAAAUAUUUUAGAUGAUGAACCUAGAGAGAACGAUGAACGAUUUAUUCCUCCAGUUGAUAUUUAUGAUCCGAGAAAUUGGGAUAAUAUUGAUAAUAAUGCACGAGAUAUUUUAGUUGAGAAGGGACCUAUAAGAGAAAUGAACCUUGUAUUUCCUUUAGACAACAUCUCUAGGCAUUUCUCUUAUACUCAUUAUAUUAGAAAGUUAAGCAAUGGUGAGGUGAAGGAUCGAAAGUGGUUAGUAUAUAGUAAACAUGUUGACAAAGUGUAUUGCUUUUGUUGUAAAUUGUUUAAAAAUAAACAAAAUACAUCUUGUUUAGCAACUGAUGGAUAUAGAGAUUGGAAACAUCUUAGUGAACGGCUUCAAGAGCAUGAAAAUUCUGUAGAACAUAUCACUAAUAUGAACUCUUGGUAUGAAUUGAAAAUGAGAUUAGGUAAAAAUGAGACUAUUGAUAAGGACUUACAACGAGAAAUCUCUAAAGAAAAGGAUCGUUGGAGACAAGUUUUAAUUAGAAUAAUAGCAGCUAUUAAAUGUCUUUCUAAAAAUUGUUUGGCUUUUCGUGGAUCUAAUGAGAAACUUUAUCAAGACAAUAAUGGAAAUUUUUUGGGAUUGAUUGAAAUGAUUGGUGAAUUUGAUGUUGUUAUGCAAGAUCAUAUAAGACGUAUACAAAAUAAGGAAAUACAUUAUCAUUAUCUUGGUCACAAAAUUCAAAAUGAUUUAAUUUCUCUUUUGGCCGAUAAAGUUAGAAAUACAAUCAUUAAGAAAAUUCAGGAAGCAAAAUAUUUUUCAGUAAUUCUUGAUUGUACACCAGAUUUUAGUCACCAAGAGCAAAUGACUUUGAUAAUUCGAUGUGUUGAUAUGUCAUAUAGCAAAGUGAAAAUAGAAGAGUAUUUUUAG
Messenger RNA from Salvia miltiorrhiza (redroot sage), 1480 nucleotides. RefSeq lists its product as uncharacterized. The record is from RefSeq and is a predicted model, not a curated record. The transcript has 2 exons. Lineage: Eukaryota; Viridiplantae; Streptophyta; Magnoliopsida; Lamiales; Lamiaceae. The coding region runs from base 359 to 1480 and encodes 373 amino acids.